AUGGAAGCUCAUGACCACGGUGCUCACUUCAACCACACCCAACCUGCAGCUGACCAUCAUCCCGGUCUGGCUGGAAACACUCAGGGUGCUAACAUCCAGAAUGAGGCAAGCCGUCCUGACGAGAAUGUAAUCGGAAGCAUAACCAAGGUCGAUGAGACGCAAACUCGAGUGCCCUUCAAAGCCAAGGUGGAAGGAUACGCCAAGAAGAUUGCCGGAAAGACUUUCGGAAAAGAGCACGAAGUUGCUGCUGGCGAGGCUCGACUCCGAGGAGAAGAUCAACCAAAGCACUAUAAACAAUAG
This is a messenger RNA of Puccinia triticina, 300 nucleotides long. RefSeq lists its product as uncharacterized. The transcript has 3 exons. Lineage: Eukaryota; Fungi; Basidiomycota; Pucciniomycetes; Pucciniales; Pucciniaceae. The record is from RefSeq and is a predicted model, not a curated record. The coding region runs from base 1 to 300 and encodes 99 amino acids.